This is a messenger RNA of Colletotrichum spaethianum, 1494 nucleotides long. Its product is annotated as L-pipecolate oxidase. Lineage: Eukaryota; Fungi; Ascomycota; Sordariomycetes; Glomerellales; Glomerellaceae. The record is from RefSeq and is a predicted model, not a curated record. Bases 1 to 1494 code for a protein of 497 amino acids. Gene Ontology annotation, molecular function: flavin adenine dinucleotide binding; sarcosine oxidase activity. The transcript has 2 exons.
AUGGCAUCUACACCAAGCAAGGACGAUGCUGUGAUCAUUGUCGGGGCCGGUGUGUUCGGCCUGAGCACUGCAGUGCACUUGUCGCGCCGGGGAUACAAGAACGUCACAGUCUUCGACAAGCAACCGUACGACAAGAGUAUGUACUCAUAUUUUAAGGGCGCUGACGGAGCCUCUGCAGAUAUGAACAAGAUCAUCAGGGCUGCAUAUGGCUCGCAAACAGAGUACCAAGGUUUGACGAUCGACGCUCUGGAUGGGUGGAACGCGUGGAACGAGGAGUUGGCCACUGGCAAGACUGUCCCGCCCGGACUGACCACCGAGGACCGUGUUUUUGUAAACAACGGUAAUCUCUCUUUGUCGGACUCGGCGACUUUGCCACAAUUUGAGAAGGAGACCGUCGAAAAUAUGGAGGCAGCAGGACACAGAAACACGCAGCUGAUCACGAUUGACGAAACCCAUCAAAGACUGGCCGCUGAGAAAGGGUGGACAUUUGGCAUGGACCCCUUCCACCGCCUUAAGAGGGGCCUCAAGGCGGCUGGUGUUCUAGACACAACAGGAGGUAUGGCCGUGGCCGACAAAGCCUGUCGGUUUGCUCUGCAUAAAGCUGCAAGCCAAGGGGUGAACUUCGUCUUGGAUGAGAAGGCCGGUGCCUUCGAGUCUCCGAUUUUCGACGGCAAGAAGGUUAUCGGUAUCAAGACCUGUGAUGGUAAGACGCACUGUGCGAAGCUCACUAUCCUCGCUUGCGGCGGGUGGACCCCUUCCUUACUCCCCGCGAUGGACGGUCUCUGUGAGACGACAGCAGGGUCCGUUUUCUUUCUCAAAAUUCCACGCGAAUCACCACUCUUUAGUCGCUUCGCCCCUGAAAACUUCCCUACAUGGACUUACAAGAUGCGCGAUGGGGUUGAGGGUGGUUUAUAUGGUUUCCCCAGAGACGAAGAUGGCUGGUUGAAGAUUGGCUACCGUGGAAUGAAAUACACAAACCCCAUCGUCCAGGCCGAUGGCAAAGAGCGCAGCGUUCCCGUUACCCGGUGGUCUGCUGCGUCCGCGUCUGGCAAGCCCCAACAGAGCGGUGAGCGCCUGACAACAGUACCCCGACAGGCUCUGGAAGUUGUUCGCGCUUUUCUGGUCGAAAAUCUCCCCGAGUUGGGCGCCGAAGGCAUUGACAUCUCCCUCACCAGAGUGUGCUGGUACACGGACAGCUACGAUAACCACUUUGUCAUUGACCACAUCCCUGAGACAGAGGAUUCACUAAUGGUGGCGACGGGCGGUAGUGGCCAUGCGUUCAAGUACCUCCCGAAUAUAGGGAGCUGGGUUGUUGACGCUGCGGAGAAGAAGGGGCAAGACCGGAUUCCUCCGAGAUUGUGGAAGUGGAGGCAGAUUGGGAUGGAAGAAACGCCUUACAAUGUACUCAUGGAAGGUAUCAGAGGUCCAAGAGCUCUAUGCAACGUUAGCCUAGCGUCCAACCUCGAAAUAGAUGGUGCGAGGCCGAAGUUGUAG